Centropristis striata (black sea bass) is the source of this 1123-nucleotide messenger RNA. Its product is annotated as histone H3-like. Gene Ontology annotation, molecular function: protein heterodimerization activity; DNA binding; structural constituent of chromatin. Gene Ontology annotation, cellular component: nucleosome. The coding region runs from base 53 to 820 and encodes 255 amino acids. NCBI's taxonomy places the organism in Eukaryota, Metazoa, Chordata, Actinopteri, Perciformes, Serranidae. The transcript has 2 exons. The record is from RefSeq and is a predicted model, not a curated record.
AGAGAGCUUCCACUCAUUCGUUUCUGACGACCCAAACUCAACAUAACAGAAAAUGUCUGGCCGCGGUAAGGGAGGUAAAGGACUCGGUAAAGGAGGCGCUAAGCGUCACCGUAAAGUGCUCCGUGAUAACAUCCAGGGCAUCACCAAGCCCGCUAUCCGCCGUCUGGCUCGCCGCGGUGGAGUCAAGCGUAUCUCCGGUCUGAUCUACGAGGAGACCCGCGGUGUGUUGAAGGUCUUCCUGGAGAACGUCAUCCGUGAUGCCGUCACCUACACCGAGCACGCCAAGAGGAAGACUGUGACCGCCAUGGAUGUGGUGUACGCUCUCAAGAGGCAGGGCCGCACCCUGUACGGCUUCGGAGGUUUGACCGCACGACGGUAUCACUCUUUUUCUAGCAAGAAGGAGGUAAAGAUGGCAAGAACCAAGCAGACCGCUCGUAAAUCCACCGGAGGCAAAGCUCCCAGGAAGCAGCUGGCCACCAAGGCUGCCCGUAAGAGCGCCCCGGCCACCGGCGGCGUGAAGAAGCCUCACCGUUACAGGCCCGGUACCGUGGCUCUGAGAGAGAUCCGUCGCUACCAGAAAUCCACCGAGCUGCUGAUCCGCAAGCUGCCCUUCCAGCGCCUGGUCCGAGAAAUCGCUCAGGACUUCAAGACCGACCUGCGCUUCCAGAGCUCCGCUGUCAUGGCUCUGCAGGAGUCCAGCGAGGCUUACCUGGUCGGACUCUUCGAGGACACCAACCUGUGCGCCAUCCACGCCAAGAGGGUCACCAUCAUGCCCAAAGACAUCCAGCUGGCCCGCCGCAUCCGUGGAGAGAGAGCUUAGACUCACCCGCUACCACACCAACACAACAAAACGGCUCUUUUAAGAGCCACCUCACUCUCAACUCAAGAGCUCAUUCCUCUACUUGCUUCACAUGUUCAAUCAUAUUAUUACUGAAUAAUCUGUUGUUUUUUUUUUUAACAAAACCUUUAACGUUAAAUCACUAUACCUACCUUGAGAAAACACACUUUAACCUCUUAACUCCAAGUAAGACUAUAACAUGCAUAAACAAUACCUCUUGCUGUAUGGACAAAAACAUUUGCCUCGCGCAUAGGUUUACAAUAACCUUCAUUAAAUAAAGUCAAA